UCAGGAUGAAGACUGGCUACUAUCAUUACACCUCAAGGAUUACACCAAAGCGGAAUCUCUUCCUGCUACCUCCGGUCUUGUUGUCCUCACAUUUGCCACGCCGGUCGGUUUCCCUGUGUCCCCCGCUUUGGAAGUUGCGUCAAAAGCAAGAGACCUAACUUAUUUCCUCAGCAUCGGGUUUCUACUUUAGAGCACCAUGGGUCUAAACGAUAUCUGCCAACACUUUGACGAGGGCGAGUACACUGCCCGGAUUAUAUCAAGCACAGACGAAGAGCUUGUACAAAGAGAGGUCGUGAAGACCCGUCAACAGAUUACGGCAUACUUCAGCGGAGGAACAUACCUGGGAAUGGCCAUCCCAACUUGCGGCGCAUCGUUGAUCAUGGCUCCAUUAGCAGCUCGUAAAUUCUACAUCUCCAGGAAGAAGCUCAAGAUCGUGCAAACUGAGCUAGAGCGCCGCCAGAUACCCCUGUAUGAAACCCGGAAACGCGACGUCGCCAUAUCCGCCAUCACCGGAACCAUCGGUCUCGCAGUCGGCAUGGUGACACUCGGUGCUACCGACUGCCUAACGGAUGGACUCAUGUUCACGCCGUUGGGGAAUUCGGGGGCUUCAGGGGCUUCAGCCAUCGGUGCUUUGUCUGCAGACCCCGUCGGUGCGGUAGGCGACGCCAUCCAGGGGGCGGCCGCGCAGUUCCAGGAGGUCGGUACCAAUAUCACGGGGGACACCAUGGGCCAGACUAUCCUACCGGAAGUUCAAUUGAUGGAGGUGCACGACAUUGACACAGGAGCGACGGCCGAAAUGCUCGUCGCUACACCGGAAGUAGCCGGCGCAUGGAAUAUGGGUGUCGAUUUGGCGCAAACGGCUGAAAAGGCAUUGGCUUCUUUCCUGGCGACGGCAGGGUCGGCAUUGGUCAUGGAAGCCGCCGCAGGAUAUGGAAAGGCUCGAGGACGAUGCUGCCCCCGUCUUCUGGGUGUGUUUAGUGCCAUGAACUGUGACAGUUAUGGAGAGCAAAUUGGAAAGGGACAGUAUCGGCAUUGCUGCCUGUGCGAGAACGAUAAUUUCGACCUUUGCCAAGCCUGCUAUUCCAAGGGCUCGAGAUGUCGAUCGGCUUCCCACAACAUGACCUUGCUACAACCAGCCAUGAAUCAAGACCUAUCUCCAGAGACACCUAUCAUAAACUUGUAUCCAAAUUGGGAGAAUGAAAUCGUCCAGUUUGUCACACGUUCCCAACUCUCUGGUGGAAAGUACACGUUAUUUGGGUGUGACCACUGUGGAGAGGCAAUACGCCAAGGUAACUGCUAUCAUUGCUUUGAUUGCGGAAACUAUGAUUCCUGUGAAAAAUGCUACAAAGAUGGUUCCAGCUGCGGGGUUACAAAUCACGUCCUCUCGGCGCUUGUCUGCGCAGUCGACUGCUCAACUCAUCGGUAUUGGGUCAGUGACUGCCGAUGGUCCAAGGGCAUGUCUUCCGCAAAGCAAUGCAGUUGUUGCCAUGAGAUGGUCAACCAAGGGCGAUACUACCAUUGCUGUAACUGCGAUGGGGACGACUAUGAUCUCUGCCAUGCAUGUUACAAGGUAGGCGAGAGAUGCAGGAAUCCUACGCAGCAUACAUUGCAGCUACACCUGGCGGGCAACGACCUGUCUCUUUGGGCAUAUCCCGAGACAUGUGCAAGGCACUCGCACUCCUUUCAGUCAGGCACCGUCAAUUGCGAUCAUUGUUCAGAAAAGAUCACUCGAGGAAAUUUCUAUCACUGCUGUGAGUGUGAAGAGAAUUACGACGCUUGCGCGAGCUGUUAUUCGAAGGGCAAGGGUUGCAAAGAUGUGUCACAUUCGCUGAAUAUGCACUAUGUAGAGUCUUGAGGUUGUUUUUUUCUCUAUUUCUAACGUUCUCCCAACUUUCCAAUUUCCACUAGCAAUUUGUAAUUGAUAGUCAUGAAGCAGAGUUUUGCUCUCCGGGAGGUGCCUUCUGACUACCCAGGAGCGAUCCGGGGUUGUAGUGAUAUUGUGCGUCACGGUCCACUUUCACAAUUAACGAGACGAGACCAUAAUCGAGUACAACACGCUUCGAGACGUGAGGGGGAGA
Molecule: messenger RNA, 2078 nt
Organism: Colletotrichum godetiae
Lineage: Eukaryota; Fungi; Ascomycota; Sordariomycetes; Glomerellales; Glomerellaceae
Exons: 5
Coding region: 197-1855 (552 amino acids)
Molecular function (GO): zinc ion binding
Source: RefSeq, a predicted model, not a curated record